Molecule: messenger RNA, 2101 nt
Organism: Vidua chalybeata
Lineage: Eukaryota; Metazoa; Chordata; Aves; Passeriformes; Viduidae
Gene: CERS2
Product: ceramide synthase 2
Exons: 11
Coding region: 149-1276 (375 amino acids)
Biological process (GO): ceramide biosynthetic process
Cellular component (GO): membrane
Molecular function (GO): sphingosine N-acyltransferase activity; DNA binding
Source: RefSeq, a predicted model, not a curated record
GGCGUUGCGGUGACGCCACUCCCGGGUUGCGGUGACGUCACUGCCGCCGCUGCCUGGCGCGGGGCGCGCGCGGGACGGAGGGGGCGAGCGGCGGCUCUGUGAGGGCUCCGAGCGGCGUCUCCGUGAGGGCUCCGGCGGCGCCUGCGGCAUGUUUCAGACCUUGUACAGCUAUUUCUGGUGGGAACGGCUCUGGCUCCCGGCAAACCUCACCUGGGCUGACCUGGAGGACCGGGAUGGGCGAGUCUAUGCCAAAGCCUCUGACCUGUACAUCACCCUCCCCUUGGCCUUCCUCUUCCUCAUUGUCCGGCACCUCUUUGAGACGUAUGUGGCCACCCCCCUGGCUGGGCUCCUGAAUGUCAAGGAGAAGGUCCGGUUAAAAGCCACCCCCAAUGCAGUGCUGGAGAAGUUUUAUGCUGCCACCACCAAGCACCCCAAGCAGGCCGACGUGGAGAUGCUCUCCAAGAAGAGCGGCUGCACCGUGCGCCAGGUCGAGCGCUGGUUCCGCCGCCGCCGCAACCAGGACCGGCCCAGCCUGCUCAAGAAAUUCCGGGAGGCCAGUUGGAGAUUCACCUUUUACCUUAUUGCUUUCAUUGCUGGCAUGGCUGUCAUAGUUGAUAAACCCUGGUUCUAUGACCUCCGGGAGGUGUGGAAGGGAUAUCCCAUCCAGAGCAUGCUGCCCUCGCAGUACUGGUACUACAUGAUCGAGCUCUCCUUCUACUGGUCCCUGCUCUUCAGCAUCGCCUCCGAUGUCAAGCGCAAGGACUUCAAAGAGCAAAUCAUCCACCAUGUGGCCACCAUCAUCCUCAUCAGCUUCUCCUGGUUUGCCAACUACACCCGUGCUGGGACACUCAUCAUGGCCCUACACGACUCCUCGGAUUAUCUGCUGGAGUCUGCCAAGAUGUUCAACUACGCCGGAUGGAGGAACACCUGCAACAAUAUCUUCAUCGUCUUUGCCGCUGUCUUCAUCAUCACCCGCCUGGUCAUCCUGCCCUUCUGGAUCAUGCACUGCACGGUGUUUUAUCCGCUGGAUCUCUACCCCGCCUUCUUUGGCUACUACUUCUUCAACUUCAUGAUGGUGGUGCUGCAGUUGCUGCACAUCUUCUGGGCCUACCUCAUCAUCCGCAUGGCCCAGAAGUUCAUAACUGGAAAGGUGGUGGAGGAUGAGCGGAGUGACCGUGAGGAGACGGACAACUCAGAGGAGGAGGAGGUGGCCAAGAACGGGCCCCUCUCCAAUGGCCACCCUGUCCUCAACAACAACCACCGCAAAACCGACUGAGUGCCCCGGACCCGAGAGCUGCCACCUCCUGCCACCGGCCCGGCCCCUCUGGCCGCUCCACACCGGGACCCCGGAGCGCCUGCCAGGCCCAGCCCCUACGGAGCGGGGCCGCAGCUCUGCCUCACACUCACUGCUGGUGCCCUUCCACCUCUCACCUGCUGCCUUAAUCCACUGCGGUUCCCCGGGACAGGCGGGGACCCCACCGGGGUGGCUCCCAUCCCUCCGGGGCGGCUCCUUCCCGCCCCGCAGCCCCUCGGAUUGGCUCUGGCCAAAGAGCUCGGCCCCAGCCCCUUGCCGGGAUCUGUGUUAUUCCUACUUUCCCAACCAUUCCUUCACCGGAGGGAGGGGAAAAACCCCUUUCCCUGACCUGUGUCCGGCUGGAAAAGCCGGCUCAGCCCCUGCUCCACCGAACUGGGAGGGAGGAGCAGGGAAUUCCUGGGUGUUUCAGUGCCGAAAUGAUGGGAUGACACUAUGGAAGUACUUGGGGGAAGGAAGCUGCGGGGCUGAGUCACUCCUUGUGUCUCAGAGAGUUUAAUCCUCUCUCAUUUCUCUUCGGUAAAUGGAUUUUGAGUCUCUCCCUCUCCAUGGCCUCUCCCAGCUGUAACAGGACAAAUUUCCAACUGAUAUUUCCUUUUUUUUUUUUUUUCCUUUCUAUUUAUUUGGAAGACAGAAGGAGCCGGGCUUGGCUCAGUCUCCUGCAUCCCCCAGGAUGCUGUGAGACCUCCCAGCAUGGAGGGUGGGGGGGGAAAAGGACCAUUAACCAAUGUCAGACCAAAACGUGUUUUGUUGUUCUUGUUUUUUUUUGGUUUUUUUUUUUCCUUUUUU